AUGACAUUUGAGAUGCCUUUUAAGAUCCCUGAAGAUAAUGCAUUGUUUGAAAACUAUCGAAAAAUUGUAAUUACGUAUCAAAAAUUUAUUGAUGAAUCAGUUCCUUAUACGACUAAUAGAUGGAUUGGAUUUGGAAUUUUAACAUUUUUAUUUAUGACUCGUAUUUUUUUAUCACAAGGUUGGUACAUCAUAUGUUAUGGAUUAGGAAUUUAUUUAUUAAAUUUAUUUUUAGCAUUUUUAACACCUAAAUUUGAUCCUUCGCUUGAACAAGAACUAAAAAAUGAAUCAAUAGAGGAAGGUUUUGAUAGUGAACAACAACAACAGCAACAACAACAAUUUUCUAACGAUAAUGAAGAAGAGUUUAGACCAUUUAUUAGAAGAUUACCAGAGUUUAAAUUUUGGUAUAAUGCAACUAGAGCCACUUUCAUAAGUUUAAUUUUGACAUUUUUCAGUAUUUUUGACAUUCCAGUAUUUUGGCCCAUCCUUUUAAUGUAUUUUAUUAUUUUGUUCGCAUUAACUAUGAGAAGACAAAUACAGCAUAUGGUAAAGUAUAAAUAUCUUCCAUUUGAUUUUGGCAAAACAAAGUAUAGAAAAUAG
Messenger RNA from Insectozyma verbasci, 597 nucleotides. NCBI's taxonomy places the organism in Eukaryota, Fungi, Ascomycota, Pichiomycetes, Serinales, Debaryomycetaceae. The record is from the annotation of a GenBank genome assembly.